GGGCAGGUGUGCAGCUCGCUACAAAGUUACCUGGGGAAGCACCAUUCAGAGAGCCACAGGCCAGGCAGCCAGGGAGGCAGGAGCAGCUGGCGCUCAGCCGCAGAUGCUGGUGCUGGCCUGGCCCCUCGUGGGCUCCAGCCCACGUUAGCUUCUCCAGCUGCAGCCAGGGCAAGAGAGAGAGAGAGAGAGGCUGUGCUCAGUCUGCUGGUGGCUGUCUGAGAAGCGGCCACAGGCUGCUGCUGAGCUGAGCUGGUAGCUUUUACAAGGGGCUGAAUGCUCAGCUAGAAAACCCUCAGCCUCAGAGAGAGAGGGGAGAAAGUGGUCUCUUCUUGAAUGAUCCAGGGCUGGGCAUCAUCUCCUUUUUGAUUUUAAGUAGUUCUCUCCAUGGGCACUGACUUUGAGGUGGUCAUCAAGAAGGGAAACAAGCCCUCCCCACACUGGAAACGAGGAAGGAUGGCAGUUUCUGAGAGCUCCUGGUAACAGCUUGGAGGUGCCCCUACUCCGCUCAAAAUGCCUUUUAAAGCACUUGAUACCUUCAGAGAGAAAAUUCUGAAACCCGGGAAGGAAGGCGUGAAGAAUGCCGUGGGGGAUUCGCUGGGGAUUUUACAAAGAAAAAUCGAUGGGACCAACGAGGAAGAAGAUAGCAUAGAGCUGACCGAGGAAGGGAGGCCCGUGCUGACGUCCAGGCCCGACCCCCCGCUCUGCGACUGCCCCUGCUGCGGGGUCCCCAAGCGCUACAUCAUCGCCAUCAUGAGCGGGCUGGGCUUCUGCAUUUCCUUCGGGAUUCGGUGCAAUCUUGGUGUCGCCAUCGUGGAAAUGGUCAACAACAGCACGGUGUAUGUAGAUGGGAAACCAGAAAUUCAGACAGCGCAGUUUAACUGGGAUCCGGAGACAGUGGGCCUUAUCCAUGGAUCUUUUUUCUGGGGUUAUAUUGUGACACAAAUCCCAGGUGGCUUCAUUUCAAACAAGUUUGCUGCCAACAGGGUCUUUGGAGCUGCCAUCUUCUUAACAUCCACUUUGAACAUGCUGAUUCCUUCUGCGGCCAGGGUGCAUUACGGCUGUGUCAUGGGCGUGAGGAUUCUGCAAGGUCUCGUGGAGGGUGUGACCUACCCAGCCUGCCAUGGGAUGUGGAGUAAGUGGGCGCCACCCUUAGAGAGGAGCCGCCUGGUCACCACCUCGUUUUGUGGGUCCUACGCGGGGGCUGUGGUCGCCAUGCCCCUGGCGGGGGUGCUGGUGCAGUACAUCGGAUGGGCUUCGGUCUUCUACAUUUAUGGCAUGUUUGGGAUUAUUUGGUACAUGUUUUGGCUGUUGCAAGCCUAUGAGUGCCCAGCUGCUCACCCAACAAUAUCUAAUGAGGAGAAGACUUAUAUCGAGACCAGUAUAGGAGAAGGAGCCAGCGUGGCUAGUCUAAGUAAAUUUAAUACCCCAUGGAAAAGAUUUUUCACAUCAUUGCCGGUUUACGCAAUCAUCGUGGCAAAUUUUUGCAGAAGCUGGACCUUUUAUUUGCUCUUAAUAAGUCAGCCUGCUUAUUUUGAAGAGGUCUUUGGAUUUGCAAUCAGUAAGGUGGGUCUCCUGUCGGCAGUGCCACACAUGGUGAUGACGAUUGUGGUGCCCAUUGGAGGACAGCUGGCCGACUAUUUAAGGAGCAGAAAAAUUUUGACCACGACCGCUGUCAGGAAGAUCAUGAACUGUGGAGGUUUUGGCAUGGAAGCAACCUUGCUCCUAGUGGUCGGCUUUUCCCACACCAAAGGGGUGGCCAUCUCCUUUCUGGUGCUUGCUGUGGGGUUUAGCGGCUUUGCUAUUUCAGGUUUCAACGUCAACCACCUGGACAUUGCCCCUCGUUACGCCAGCAUUCUCAUGGGCAUCUCCAAUGGAGUGGGAACCCUCUCUGGAAUGGUCUGUCCUCUCAUUGUGGGCGCCAUGACAAGGCACAAGACCCGCGAGGAGUGGCAGAACGUGUUCCUCAUCGCCGCCCUGGUGCACUACGGCGGGGUCAUCUUCUACGGCGCCUUCGCCUCCGGGGAGAAGCAGGCGUGGGCGGACCCCGAGGGCCUCCCGGGGCAGGAGGAGCGCUGCGCCUUCGUGGCGCAGGACGAGCUGGCGGAGGAGACGGAGCUCGGCCGCGAGGCGGCGGGGGCUCCCCGCAAGAGGGCGUCGUACGGGGCCACCAGCCGGAGCCCCGCGGCCCCCAGGACGGAGCGGGACGGGCCGGACGCGGCCCCGCAGGAGGAAGGGCCCGCGGGCCCCCCGGACGGCGAGGGCGGCCGCGCCCCCGCGCCCUAGGCUGGGGUGCAGCCGGGAGCGCCCCUCCCCCGCGCCCCUCCCCCGGCCCGGCUCGGGGUGCAGCCGGGAGCGCCCCGCCCCUUCCCCGGCCCGGCUCGGGGUGCAGCCGGGAGCGCCCCGCCCCUCCCCCGGCCCUGCUCGGGGUGCAGCCGGGAGCGCCCCUCUCCUCCCCCAGCCCGGCUCGGGGUGCAGCCGGGAGCGCCCUGCCCCUCCCCCGGCCCGGCUCGGGGUGCAGCCGGGAGCGCCCCUCCCCCGCGCCCUUCCCCCAGCCCGCUGUUGGGGGGGAGCGCGCGGACCCCGGAGGGAGCAGCCCCCCAGCCGGGCCGGGAGCGCGUGCCUGCCCUCGCUGAAAACACCGCACGUGAUCGCGUCUCCUGGCUCGGCCGUCGGCUUUCUCCAAAGAUCUGAGCUGAUUCAGAAAAUGAGUGGAGAGUGAAAAGGACGACGCCGUGUGGUUAGGGGGUGCUGCGGGAAUGGGGUGCCGUCGGGCCACCCAGAGGGAGGACGGAGGCCCCCUCGGAGCCCUGGGGGUGCAGCAGCUUCGUGCACAUCUGCAUCCCACCCCACCCCGGAGCACACGUUGAUCAUCCUCGUCUCCCAGCGGACGGAAGGGUGACCUGGCCGAGGUCGUCUGCCCCGGGAGUCCGGCAGCGUAGGAAGGCAGUUCCAGCCGAGGGCCACAGGAAACUGAAGACUCAUGCGCUCGUGCACUCUGCAGGCGGUUUUCUGUUGGGCAGGGGUAUGCAGGCCGAUUGGCUGAGGGACAUUAAACAUUUAUUAGGCGAGGUCCUGGGUUCGAAGACCCUUAGCAUUUUAUAUUAUUGGAAGACUGUGAUUUCACAGUCAUGUGUUUUUGUUUUAAUAAUAAGGAUCACAGACCGCAUGAGAGAUUCAAAUGGGUUUAAAAGAAAAAAAAAAAAAAAAAAAGAAGCUAAGCAAGACAGCCAAAUUCCUAGGACUCCCUUGACCAGAAUGGUUGAAAAGAAGUAAACAAAGGAUUGGCUAUUAAAUUUCAAUUCUUUAUAAUGUCAAGAUUGUGACUAAAUUACAUCUCAAGUGACUUACAAAUCUUUGAGACAUUUAAUACUUUCAGAAGUAAAAUUCUAUUAAAGACUCAUGUCUAAAUAUAUAUAUAUAUAUAGCCGUUUCUGUAAAAGUUAGGAAGUUUGAAUAAAUAGUGUAAAAUUCUGGUUGAAGUUUUAAAGUGACUCCAUUUGGAAUGAUAUUCAGGGAAAGAACAAUACCAUAGAAGUAGCCAUGCAGAAAAUUCUAGAAUAAAACAUCUGAGAUAACUGGACCUGCAGUUGGUGUUGAAAAAUUCACUUUGGGUCAAACUAGGCAGUGACGUGGGUACUCUCUAGAUAUAUUUAAAAAGAUAACGUUGGCAUGUAAAAGGUUACUUGAAGGUAAAAUUAUUUUCUUGUUCAAUUAUUUUGAAGAUUUUAUUUCUAUUUUCAGAAGAAAAACAAUAUGAUGGAAAAUUAUAGAUAUACUUGUAGUUUAUAAUAGUAAAGUGUUUUUUCCUAUUUUUCCAUGUAUAUAUUUCUAGUCCUUAGUUAUACCUGUGUAGUUGUAAUGUAUUUUAUAAAAAGAAUGAUCUUGCAUUAAAACACAAUUGUCUGACUUUCCAUUAAAUUAUAUUCUUUAUAGUAUUGUUUACCGUUUAUGUUGUCAGACAUCUUUAAAUCUCUUUAAUAAGUGAAUUACAAGUCUUUCAGGACCGGUCCCGGCAUGUAGAAGUGCGCAAUAAAUAUCCAUCAUCUUCGCCAUCAUCACUCAGCCUUUUUGGGGAAAUUUUCAGUUGUAAACAAAGCAUGCUGUGUUACCUGCACUCAAUGAACCAGAAUUUACUGUAAAAAUACGCUGCUUUUGAAUUUUACAAAUGUCAGAAAUUUACAGUAGCCAGUUUGUGUUUUAAUAAAGCAAAACAACAAUAUAUAAUAAACCCUCAUGAGAAUCCUUAAGAUAAUCUUUUAGAUUGUAAAACAAAAUUGUAUUUAUCUCAUCACUUGAGAUUGGUGUCAUAUGCGAGCAUUUCACAUUUGACCCAUAACUUCCCUGACAGUAUUUUUUUUUAAAGACAGAGCUCUGGUCAUGAUGUUAAUUGCUAGAAAGCACAUUAUGUUGUUGUGAUGUGUUUUUCUCUGUUUGCACUGAAUACCAGACAAGUGUGAUUUGCAAGUCUUUGCAGCGGGUUUUGCUCAUGCUGUCGAAUGCAGGCGGAGCAGGACCUGCAGCAGGAAGGGAAGGGGUCUGAGGGGCUGGAUUCUUGAAAUAAAAAAGUUCCGAUUGUCCUUUCCAA
Messenger RNA from Cavia porcellus (domestic guinea pig), 4585 nucleotides. RefSeq names its product solute carrier family 17 member 8 (gene Slc17a8). Gene Ontology annotation, biological process: transmembrane transport; monoatomic anion transport; neurotransmitter loading into synaptic vesicle. The coding region runs from base 511 to 2283 and encodes 590 amino acids. Gene Ontology annotation, molecular function: L-glutamate transmembrane transporter activity; neurotransmitter transmembrane transporter activity. Lineage: Eukaryota; Metazoa; Chordata; Mammalia; Rodentia; Caviidae. The transcript is spliced from 12 exons. The record is from RefSeq and is a predicted model, not a curated record. Gene Ontology annotation, cellular component: synaptic vesicle membrane; excitatory synapse.